AUGUCGUCUGAAGGUAAAGAGGUGAUCACCGAGGCAGCGGAGGGAUCGUCAUCCCAGCCGAAGCCGACGAAGACUGUUGUUACUCUCGUGUCUUCCGACGAAGAGAAAUUUGAGGUAGACAUAGCGGUAGCAAACCAAUCGGAGAUGAUCAAGAAUCUGAUUCUAGACAUGGAAGACGAUGUCGAUGAGUUCGUAGUCCCCGUGUUAAACGUUACUGGUCUCGUGCUCGCCAAGGUGAUACAGUACUGGGAAAAGCAUGCCGAGGCGAUCGACAGAGACCAACUCGAAGCGUUCGACAUGGCGUUCGUGGAUAUGAACAAGGAACUGUUGUUCCAGGUCCUAAUAGCUGUAAAUUUUCUCGAGUCGAGGCCGCUGCUGAACCUGUUGUGCAAGACCAUCGCUGACGGCAUUAAGGAUAUGUCGGUGGACGAAGUCAGAGCGUACUUCUCAAUCGAGAGCGAUUUCACCGAGGAGGAGGAGCGGCAGGUUCGAGAUGAAAACCAAUGGGCCUUCGAAGAACAAUAG
This is a messenger RNA of Musa acuminata AAA Group (dessert banana), 525 nucleotides long. RefSeq names its product SKP1-like protein 11. Bases 1 to 525 code for a protein of 174 amino acids. Gene Ontology annotation, molecular function: cullin family protein binding. Lineage: Eukaryota; Viridiplantae; Streptophyta; Magnoliopsida; Zingiberales; Musaceae. Gene Ontology annotation, cellular component: nucleus; cytoplasm. The transcript has a single exon. The record is from RefSeq and is a predicted model, not a curated record. Gene Ontology annotation, biological process: SCF-dependent proteasomal ubiquitin-dependent protein catabolic process.